CGAACAGCUUCUGUACAUCACUUCCUAAUGGUGUAUGUGCUUUCAGAAACAAGGCCACCGAAUUGUACAAAACAUUGUAUCUAUGCAAAUGUGUAUAAAGACAAAACACCAUGCCUCGUGAUUAAUAAAAUCAAUCGACUUGAGUUCCAUACGGUAGUCGAUACGGCUGGCACUCCAUCAUUAUGGUUUCUUGAUUCAUUAUAUAUUGAUGAGCCUAUUCUUGCAUUAGACAAGUUCGAACACCCCAAUUUACCAACUGAUUGUUUAUUGUUAUUAACAGAAACCUAUCAACUACUAUUUCUUUGGUUUGAUCCAACAUUAUCUCGAUUUUCUAUUUUGAGUACCAUUACCUUUGAUGCCAGUAACCAACAAUUGCCAUCAGAUGCAUUGCCUAAAAUCAUUAUUGAUCCUUCACCGAAUCCAGAAUUCUUUUUGGUGUACUUCUUCGAAGGGUUUUUGCAGGUCUUUAUCAUUAACAACCUGUGGAGCCCAUCUGAUGGAAGUGCUAACAGACCAAAGAGAAAACACGAUCAACAUGAAAUUGUUGAGGAGUUCACAUCUUCUAUCGGGGGUAUAGUUUUUCAAGACAUCAAAAUACAUCAAAAUACAGGGUCAAGCAAAGUUUUCUCCGUGCUUUACAGAGAUUAUAAUUAUGCCUAUUCUUUACGCUCGUACCUGCUUGACAUUAACAACAAAAGCAUCUCAAUAUUACGACAAUUUGAUGAAUUCAAUGAGGCACCAACAACUUUGAUAAACCCAACUAAUGGGGGACUUUUGAUACUUACUGAUAGCUACAUUUUCUAUUUUCCUAACCCUGAGAUUACACUUCUUGAGUUAUCUGACAACAACGCUGACGCCAAUAUUUCAUGCAACUCAGAGGAAUGUGUGAUAACAAAGAGAUUGACCAUUUCUGGGAGUACUGAUAUUUCUGCUUUUAGCUACUUCACAAUUAUUGACGAGAGGAGAAUCUUGUUAGUGAAUAAUCGGGGUGAAACCUAUUUGCUCUUUUUCGAUUCAGUCAAGAAGUCUAAAUCUUUAUUCCAGGUUAACUCAAUUUCAUUCGUUAAGCUAGGUCCCACCACAGUGCCUAUUAACGUGCUUCACAUAACUGAUAAUGUUUUUUUCGUGGCCUCAAAGCUAUCUCAAUCAGUAUUGUUUAAAAUUUUGACUAAAGAGCCAUACAUUGACAUAUGCCAAUUUGUCAGUUCAUCCCCCCCAGUAUUGGAUAUUCAAGUCCAAAAUAACGGAAACCAAAUAGAACUUUUCACUUGCCAAGGAGGUUAUGAAAGUGGUGAAUACAGAAGAAUCUCAAAUAGACUAAGUUAUCUUGAUUUCAAAAAGAGCUUUCAAUGUGAAUCAAAGCACAGUGAUAUAUCCGAAUUUUUCAGGUCAGAUGAUGAAGCAAUAAUAAGGGUAUAUGAUCCAGAAAUACAGAAAGCCCAGUACUUCAGCCUUAAUAGCAAUUAUUGCUAUCAACAUUUGGAAACCAAGAAUACAGAGACAAUUUUGACGAAAAAGGAUGCUUCUGGUCUAUUAGAGGUAUCACAGGAAGAAAUUUCACUAAACGGUACAGUUAUUAACAAGAUGGGGGUUCUGAAAGUGAAAGCAGUAAACUCUACUCUGUUCGUGGUUCUUGAUAAUGAAAAUACAUUUCACGUUUACUCAGAGGUCUUGAUACAAAGUGUGAAAUUAAAAAAAAGUACAGAAGUUUCAGCCAUGGACGUGGUUAAUGUUUUCGAGCGGGAGUAUUUGAUCUUGAUUUGUUUUUGGGAUGGAUCUUACGAGUUAUACCUGGUUUCGGAUUCGGAAUUUGAGCUCGUGAGAGAAGAGAAGCCGUCGCGAAACGGAGUACCUAUUUCAUCAUGCUGCCUUGUUUAUGACUAUCAUCAAAAGCCAGGGUCUACGUGGAUUCUUCUCAUUACUUCUAACAACGAUUUGAUUCAAGAAUUUCUUGAUUUCCGGAAAAAUGAAAUAGAAAGUAGCAGGAGUAGAAUUAUUCACUUGGAUGGAAUACCCUUCAAAUUUACCAAAAAUCAAUUGAAUGAAGUAAUAAUCUUUAAUAAGAAGAAGAUUUUUGGACUAUACAACGACAAGACAACAAAUUUCAACAGGAUUUUUGUAUUAGAUACGCUAAAUCCUCGUUUGGAUAUCAAUGAUAUCACCUUCAUAGGGAAUAAGCAUCUUGCAAUUUCAUCAAAUACAGAUGAAGUCUUCAUUUAUUCUGUCGAGUCUUUUGAUUCCACUAAAGAUGUUAUUUUUUCGAAUAGCUUCAACAUUAAGUCCGUAAAGAUACCUAGAUUCAAACAGGCUUUACUACUAUCUUCAAAGAAUGCUUUCAUCAAUGAAAUUAAUGAUUAUAGGAGAAAUUCGUACUUACAAUUAGUGGAUUUGGGUCAAAUGAAAGUGAUUUCGAAGGUUGAAUUCCCAGAAACCAAACCCGUCGAAUUGGUUGACAUUUGCAUAGUUCCGACCAUCGGUUUAGACUCACAAUCUAGUGGUCCUGGAGUUUAUGCAAUAGGUCUUUGUAAUUCCACUAGCCCAAGUGAAAUCAUCAGGAUUUUCCAGAUUAAAAAGGGCAAAUUGAAUGAACUUCCAAUGAUAAAGAUACUUGGUUUGUCAGAUAUAUCGAAGUAUACAUUCCAGAAUAUCCAGCUUAUCGAUAAAAAUAAUAACUAUUAUUUGGUUUCUGGUGUGAUAAACUUCAUAAUUAAACCUCGAAGUUUGCAUGAGUGGGUGGUUCUCCCAGACUGCGUGCAUGCAUCACCGGUAUUUUCAGUUGCUGCUUCUUACUUCGAUCGCACGUUAAUAUUUGGUGAUGUUGUAAAGGGUAUUACCACAGUGAAUUUGAAAGUCGAUGAACAAGAAAGUAUUGCGUUGGACAAGGAUACCACAAGAACAUUUUUGGAAACAACUUUUGUGACCGAUGUGGUGUCAUUUGUUUCUGAAGAUGGAGAAAUUAUUUUCAUCACCGAUUCCACGGGUAACUUUACUGGAAUAACUCUCAGUAGUGAGCUUGAGAACGAAGGUAUUGAAGAUAACUCGGACAUAAAAGACUUCAAGGAAAUUAUCUCGUAUAAUCUUGGUGAUUCAAUCAAUUUGGCUACUUUAAUUCCUGAGGCACACCAUGAACGAGAUUUUCAUUCAAAUUUUGAUAAGAUAGAGCAAGAAACAUCGAUAGUAAGAGGCAAAGUUUUGAUGGGAACAGUGAACGGAGGUAUUUACACUUUAAGUGAACUUAUUGAUACUGAUGAAGAGAUUCAAGAUAUUAUUACCGAAUGCUCUAAAGAGCUCAUAUUGUUUAAGCAUACGCUAUCUGACAUCCAGUACACCAGCAAACGUGACAAGUACAAUAUGUGGUUAAGCAAGAGAGAAAAAAGACUUUUACAGCAAGAUAGCAGUGGUCAACUAUCUAAAAAGCCCAAUAAAGGAGUGUUGGACUUAAUAUUUAUUCAGUACUGGUUGAAUAGAGAUGCUGUUUUGAGGCAGCACGAUCUAAUUGAUGAAUCAGCCCAAGAAUUGGAAGAAAUGAAGAAUUCAUUGAGAUCCUGUUAUAAGCAUCAGAGCUUGCUUCAAAGAAUAGUAUUUGAUGUCCAAGGUGUCUAGUAAGCUCAUAGCUGUGAAAUCAAAUGUAAAACGCAUCCUAUUUUUUUCUCGCUCUUCAAAAUAUACAAACAUCCAAACUUGCAAA
Molecule: messenger RNA, 3688 nt
Organism: Yamadazyma tenuis ATCC 10573
Lineage: Eukaryota; Fungi; Ascomycota; Pichiomycetes; Serinales; Debaryomycetaceae
Source: RefSeq, a predicted model, not a curated record